AUGUCCGCAGCGACGCCGUCUUACUGGUGCUACAGAUGUAGCCGCUUCGUCAGGGUUUUAAACGACGUCGCCGUCUCCUCCUCAGCGCUGUGCCCGGACUGCGGCAGUGGCUUCGUCGAGGAGAUGGACAACCCGACCCGCUCCGACUCGCGCCGCGUUAGGAGGAUUCCAGCUGCCGCGAUGUACAUGAUUGGAGCCAACAACCGCUCUGACUCCAAUCCGGAUCACACCGCUCCAAGCCCCUUGGGGCCCCGAAGACCUCGCCGGAACCACGGCGACCGUUCGCCGUUCAACCCGGUCAUCGUCCUCCGCGGAACAACCUCCGAAGGUGCUACUUCGAACGAAGAAGGUCGCGGAUUCGAGCUGUUCUACGAUGACGGUGUCGGGUCGGGGCUCCGACCCUUACCUACAAGCAUGUCCGAGUUUCUACUCGGGUCGGGUUUUGACCGCCUUCUCGAACAGCUGUCCCAGAUCGAAAUCAACGGAAUCGGACGGUACGAGCAGAGACCCGCAUCAAAAUCUGCGGUGGAAUCGAUGCCGACGAUCGAGCUCGACGAGUCUCACAUAGCGGCGGAGCAUCACUGCGCGGUGUGCAAAGAAGCGUUCGAAGUAGGAACCGAAGCUCGGGAAAUGCCCUGCAAGCAUAUAUACCACUCGGAUUGUAUACUCCCGUGGCUCUCCCUCCGAAACUCGUGUCCGGUAUGCCGACAUGAACUGCCGGCCGAUUCGGAGGCCGAGACGGGUCAGGAAGAGGACGAGAACGCGGGUCUUACGAUCUGGAGGCUGCCCGGCGGCGGUUUCGCGGUGGGGAGAUUCAGCGGCGGGAGAAGAGGCGUCGAGAGAGAGCUUCCGGUGGUGUACACGGAGAUGGACGGCGGUUUUAACGGCGCAGGAGCUCCGAGGAGGAUUUCGUGGUCGAGGAAUGGAGGAAGAGGGAGGCAGAGUGGUGGGUUGAUGCGGUUUUUGCGGGGUUUGUUUGGUUGUUUUGGCGGGGUCCAGUCGUCGGCGGUUUCGGGUUCGGGUUCGGGUUCGGAGAGGAGGUUCGGGACGCCGACGCCGCCUGGAACGACGAGUCGUAGGAGGGUGAGGUUUAUGGAUUUGGAGCAGACGACGACGUCGACGCCGAGGCGGCGGAGGACUUGGUCGAUGGAUGUGAACAGUGGCAUUGUUAGAUGGUGA
Messenger RNA from Prunus armeniaca (apricot), 1179 nucleotides. The record is from the annotation of a GenBank genome assembly. Lineage: Eukaryota; Viridiplantae; Streptophyta; Magnoliopsida; Rosales; Rosaceae.